CGCUCGUGAUUGUCUGUUGUGCAUGAGCGGCUCAGGACGUAGUGCCGGCUUCCGGGUCAGCUGAUCCCAGCGGUGUGCGUGCUUAUCCCCUGACACAGCCGGCUUCCGUCUCUCGUAGCCGGUGGGGCCUCCGUUCGGGCUGCCGCUAGUGUGUAUGGCUUCCCUGUCCCAGCUGGCAGCCUGGCUCUCCCAAACCGCGGCUGUCCGGUCCUACGGGCUCGUCUCCAAAAACCUGAGCCGCUCCCUGCUGGUCUUCUUCAGACUGGCCUAUAGGCUGGGGAUCACGUUCCCCUAUCUGUACACGAUCACCUCCAUGCUGCUCAACGUCAGGCUGCAGGUCCACAUUGAAAUUCACUAAGAUCCGAGAAGUUGCUGCUGAGAAAGACCUGGGCAGAAAAUUAAAGACAUACGAGACGUUUCAUAAAAUGGAUGGCAAGUGCUGCGUUCAUCGUGGUCAAAGCAGUGAAGGUCCUCC
Molecule: messenger RNA, 475 nt
Organism: Spea bombifrons (plains spadefoot toad)
Lineage: Eukaryota; Metazoa; Chordata; Amphibia; Anura; Pelobatidae
Gene: SMIM10L3
Product: small integral membrane protein 10-like protein 2A
Exons: 2
Coding region: 155-358 (67 amino acids)
Source: RefSeq, a predicted model, not a curated record